AUGUUCACCCAUCUUUUAUUCGCAAUCCUAGUCGCCCUCCCAGUAGUCCGCGCGGGCGGCUGGGACGACUUCUCAAACAAUCUCGCAACCGAUCUUGCGCCAUUCCUAUCCCUCUUCGGUGAACAAAUCACGAAGCAGUACCUCAGCGAGAGCAUCACGAAAACCGAUUACUUCAUUUUCGCAAUGGCGCCGAUGGGAAUCCUCACAGGGGUCGUCUCUGCUAUUCGUGUGUGUGGGACUCCAUCUCUACGUGCGUUUAUCGGUAGAGCUCAAGAAGGAGCGGGAAAUGCGGAGGCUGAGCUCUGCACCUCGACCAGUCGGGAUGUGUGUGAGCUCUAUAACAGUGGUGGCAUUGCGCGCGUCUUCGGCCGUCCAAAGAUUCUAGAGGUGGUCCACGACCCUGAUCAUGUCUUCAGCAAUUCGAGCGAUGACACGGCCGGAAUAUACACAUUUCAGCAAUACCUUGAAAAACACAAGGGUAAGGCGCUAUGGCGAAAGAGAAUAAAGCAGAAGGGCAAAGCGCUGUGGCGAAAGGAAACACCGGAGAAAACACACGAGGACACCGAGUCAGGCUGCAAAUCGGAUACCUUCGAAUCGAAUGUACCCCUUACGACUUUUGCUCCGAAUCUCUCUCUCAAUAUCGGAAUCAAGAAACAACCGACCUAUGUUUUCUACACAAUUGCUAUUGUUGGCCUGAUUCUGCAGGUCGGUGUUUUAGUCUUUGCUGGUAUUGCGACAUACUACCUGAAAUGGGGCAACGAUGACAGCCCCCCCCGAAUCCUAUGCAUGUCCACUGUGGGUCGGAGCACCCAGGAAGAUAUCUGGGACCGCCAAGAAAAUGAGACCGACAAAUUGUGUAUGUAUUGGGUACAGCCUGGCGGUCAAAUCAUAGGCGAUCAAACCUUUGACGCAUUCUCUCACACGGAUUGCGACAACAAAUUGAAGAGAUACAUAACUUCAAGGAAGAACGGGUCCCAGGAACCGAAUUUUGAAGUCUGGAUAGCUAUUGGCACCACUAUCUCUGGCUUUGUCUUACAAUUCACCGGGCUUCGUGGUAUACAUUCGGCAGUCUCCAUCGCCCAGCUGGGAGUCAUUAUGAUCAUGAGCACGGCUCGCGCUGCACUCCGCAUGCAGCGACUAAAACCCGAUGAUAACUGCUUUGCUAAAUUUCCGGAUGAGGUUGUUGGUCACGAACUCGACUGGCUCGCCUUGCGCAUUGGCCGUGAUGUUAUUGAUAAAGACAUCAAAAGGGAUGCGGAUUCACCGACACCUAGAUCAUCAUCUUCUGGUCAGCCAGACAAGAAAUUAUCUGACUCGUCACCCCUUGAUAGUCAAUGCCGCCCCUUUUGGAGACUUUGUGGUGCACCUGACAUAAAGAGAAUGAACCUCGAACAUCCAUUUCCCAACAAGCGUCAAAAUGCAGCCGCCAUAUUGUUGGCGUAUCGAACUCGACUUGCAUCGCUGACUGAUUCAUCUACUUCAUCGGCGAGGGAUUUCAAGAAUGAAAUGGUCGAGGUCCGAAGCAAGAGUCGGCAGUUAGCUGAUUUGAUCGAGGCUACCUUGAAGAUAAUUUUCUCCAUGGCCGAGAUCAAGGCAGGGUGGAAAGUCAAGAUCCAGCGAGAGCCGAAAGAAGCCCAAUCGAUGUUUUGGGGCAUCGAUUGCACCAUCGGCAAACAAGUAAACGACAACCCAGAGAGGCAGACAAUUUACCUGGAAUUAGCUCAAGAUCCAGGAGCUCCAGGAAGCCCUUGGUUAUUGAAAAACAGACUGGAGCUAGAAGGAAUCCUCGGUCUGUGGGUUUGGUCGUUAAAGUCUGAUCCAGCAAUAGAAAUCGAAGACCUAGAGACUGGUCUCACGAAAUCUACGGCUGAUAAUAUUCAGUCACGGCGGAUUGUUCCAACAGACAGAGCCAUCAAAAUGGAUUUGGACAUAUGGCUCGGUGACGACAUAAAUAUAAUUACACACGAGGAAUACGCUCUACCCGCCGAAGUCGUUGACCAUAGAGACGCAAGCACUUUAUGGACAAAAACGGGUCAGAAGGAUGCGACAGCCAGGAAAAAUUCUUCGUCAGCUAUACAGUCCCUCCCGCCACGGGUUCGUUUCUUUGGCAGGAGAGCUGCAGAAUUGUCGCAGAGUCAAGACUCUAAUAGUUCCAAAAAGUUUUCCGCUGCGAUUAAAGGCUCCCUUGUGUCGGCUUGUGCCCAGGAGGUGUUUGUAUCAUUUUUUACGAGCAUUCUUGACAUCGUGGAUGACUUUGGACCUGUUAAAGUUCAAGAGGACAAAGGGUUUCGACUCGAGAAUAGUCUAGUGACUGAGAUUGUUAGACUGUUUACGGAAAUGAGAUUAGGCUCAAGGCAGGAAGCUGCACUUUGUGUUAUGCCUUUGUUGAUUCCUCGACUCAAAACACCUUCUGCAAUAAGUGCCUUGGAAGCAGUAAGGAAAAGCACCAAGGAGCGACGACGGUUCAAUGAGUGGAACAAGGCAGAAACAACGUUACGGUGGGUAUGGAACAUCUGCACUCAAACACAGCAUGGUUGUGCAGAUGUAAUUAAUGAACCCAAGGAUCAGAAACUCGCCGAGCAAGCGACAAUUGCUCUGUGCGAGUUAUACCGAUGGGCCUUGAUGGAUGAGAGCACAAGAGCAUUUGGCAAGAAAGGAAUUUCUUGGCUCCAGAAUGAGAAGUCUCGCCGUCUUGUGCACCAAGUUAUUGAUCACUACGUUCAUGUUGCGGAUCGAAUCGCGCAACCCGAAGCCAGUAGUGCCGACCUUCUAGCCGCGAUAGAAAAAGAAAACUUGACAUCAGCACUUCUUCUUGUCACUUAUCCGGCAUCCAAGAUGGAGAAUGAACAGAAAGGGAAAGCCCUUCUUUUGGCGGCGAUGCAUGGAUGGGCCCAGGUGGUAUUUGCACUGCUGCAAUUAAUAAGUAGCCCGGACUUCCGAGACAGCAGAGGCAGAACGCCACUGUCAUAUGCGGCACAAAAAGGGCAUAUCGACGCCCUUACAGAGACGCCUUUAUCGUAUGCGUCAGAAGCAGGGUUUCAAGAAGUGACUAGGCUGUUACUGAGAGACAGUCGUGUUUCCCCCGACAAUAGGGACAACGAUGGACGGACGCCGCUAUGGUGGGCGGCACAAAUUGGACAUAAAGACAUUGUCACACAGCUCCUCCUGAAUAAAAAGGUCGAUCCGGACGCGAUGGACAACAAUGGACUGACGCCGCUAUGGUGGGCGGUACAGAAUGGACAUAAGGACAUUGUCACACAGCUCCUCCAGAAUAAAAAGGUCAAUCCAGACACAAUGGACAACAAUGGACGGACGCCGCUAUGGGGGGCGGUACAGAAGGGACAUAAAGACAUUGUCACACAGCUCCUCCUGAAUAAAAAGGUUGAUCCGGACGCGAUGGACAACUAUGGACUGACGCCGCUAUGGUGGGCGGUACAGAAUGGACAUAAGGACAUUGUCACACAGCUCCUCCAGAAUGAAAAGGUUAAUCCGGACGCAAAGGACAACAAUGGACAGACGCUGCUAUUGUGGGCAGUACAGGAGGGACAUAAGGACAUCGUUACGCAGCUCCUCCUGAAUAAAAAGGUUGAUCCGAACGUAAAGGAUAACGAUGGACGGACGCCGCUAUGGGCGGCAGUACAGGAGGGACAUAAGGAUAUUGUCAUACAGCUUCUCCAGAAUAAAAAGGUCGAUCCGGACGCGAUGAACAACGAUAGACUGACGCCGCUAUGGGGGGCGGUACAGAAUGAACAUACGGACAUUGUCAUACAGCUCCUCCAGAAUGAAAAGGUUGAUCCGGACGCAAGGGCCUACAAUGGACGGACGCCGCUAUGGUGGGCAGUACAGAAGGGACAUAAGGACAUUGUCACACAGCUCCUCCAGAAUGAAAAGGUCGAUCCGGACGCGAAGUCCCACAUUGGACUGACGCUGCUAUGGUGGGCAGUACAGGAGGGACAUAAGGACAUCGUUACACAGCUCCUCCUGAAUAAAAAGGUUGAUCCGAACGUAAAGGAUAACGAUGGACGGACGCCGCUAUGGGGGGCAGUACAGGAGGGACAUAAGGACAUUGUCACGCAGCUCCUCCAGAAUGAAAAGCUUCUCCAGAAUAAAAAGGUUGAUCCUGACGCAAAGGAUACUUUUGGACAGACGCCGCUAUGGGGGGCAGUACAGAAGGGAUAUAAGGAUAUUGUCAUACAGCUUCUUCUGAAUAAAAAGGUCGAUCCAGACGCAAAGGACAACUAUGGACGGACGCCGCUAUGGGGAGCAGUACAGGAGGGACAUAAGGACAUUGUCACACAGCUCCUCCAGAAUGAAAAGGUUGAUCCUGACGCAAAGGAUAAAUUUGGACAGACGCCGCUAUGGGGGGGCAGUACAGGAGGGACAUAA
Molecule: messenger RNA, 4386 nt
Organism: Penicillium waksmanii
Lineage: Eukaryota; Fungi; Ascomycota; Eurotiomycetes; Eurotiales; Aspergillaceae
Product: ankyrin repeat domain-containing protein
Exons: 4
Coding region: 1-4386 (1461 amino acids)
Molecular function (GO): protein binding
Source: RefSeq, a predicted model, not a curated record